AGCCUUUUCAUCUUUUUUGGCCGGUGGGAUAUUCUUUGAAUGAGAGUUUCAGGCAAAUUCCUCCUAUCUAUAAACAUAUUCAUACCCUUUUUUUGUUUUGAAUCCCCCUCGAUCGGAAAAAUUUCAGAAGAAAGCCACUUCAUUCAUUCAUAACCCUUUGUCUGAAUAAUUGAGAGAACCCAACUCUAAAGAUUCAAUUCUUUCAUUACUCUAAUACUAAUAAAGAUUCGAUUUUUAUAACAAUUUUUUCCCCCAAUUUUUUAAUUCCCCACAUAUAAUUGAAGAAAGAGAGAGAGAGAGAGAGAGAGAAAUUACACAACAACACACAAAAGUGGAAGAAGAAGAACGAGAUGAGAGCUGGUUUAAGUACGAUUCAACAGACUCUUACGCCGGAGGCUGCCACCGUUUUAAACCAAUCUAUCUCCGAGGCCGCCCGUCGUAAUCACGGCCAAACCACUCCUCUCCACGUCGCUGCCACUCUUUUAGCCUCUCCCGCUGGCUUUCUCCGACGAGCCUGCAUCCGAUCUCACCCCAAUUCUUCCCACCCCCUUCAGUGCCGAGCCCUCGAGCUCUGCUUCAGCGUCGCCUUAGAGCGUCUCCCUACUGCUACCGCCACCCCUGCUAAUGAUCCUCCCAUCUCUAACGCCCUUAUGGCGGCGCUUAAACGAGCUCAAGCUCAUCAGCGCCGCGGCUGUCCCGAGCAGCAACAGCAACCCUUGUUGGCCGUUAAAGUCGAGCUCGAGCAGCUCAUUAUCUCGAUUUUGGAUGAUCCGAGUGUCAGUCGGGUUAUGAGAGAAGCUAGCUUUUCGAGCCCCGCUGUUAAAGCUACGAUUGAACAGUCGCUGAACAAUUCCUCUACUCCGGCGCCGAUUCCGACUGUUUCUUCCGUCGGGUUGAAUUUUAGACCCGUUGGAGGAGGAGCUCCGGUGACCCGGAAUUCGUAUCUCAACCCACAUUUGCAGCAGAGCGCUUCGUCGGCGCAGUCAGGGGUUAAUAAGAACGAUGAUGUGGACAAGGUUAUGGAUAUAUUGGGUCGGGCGAAGAAGAAAAACCCGGUUUUGGUUGGAGAUUCGGAGCCGGGUCGGGUGAUUCGCGAGAUCUUUAAGAAAAUUGAGGUCGGAGAAGUUGGGAAUUUAGCGGUGAAGAACUCAAAGGUGAUUCAUUUAGAGGAGAUCAAUUCGGAUAAGGCAGCGAGAAUCAGAGAAUUAGAUGGGUUGCUUGAGACCCGGAUUAAGAAUUCUGAUCCUAGUGGUGGUAUAAUUCUCGAUCUUGGAGACUUGAAAUGGCUUGUGGAGCAACAGAGCUCUGCGCAACCGCCGGCUACACUUGCGGUGGAGGUUGGGAGGACGGCGGUGGCGGAGCUACGGAGGCUUUUGGAGAAAUUUGAAGGGAGACUCUGGUUUAUUGGAACAGCGACGUGUGAGACUUAUCUAAGGUGUCAAGUUUAUCAUCCAUCAAUGGAGACUGAUUGGGAUCUUCAAGCUGUGUCCGUAGCAGCGAAAGCUCCGGCGUCUGGCGUUUUCCCGAGGCUUGCGAACAAUUUGGAAUCAUUCACGCCAUUGAAGAGCUUUGUGCCUGCAAAUAGGGCAUUGAAAUGUUGUCCACAGUGUUUGCAGAGUUACGAGCGAGAACUCGCUGAGAUUGAUUCAGUAUCUUCUCCGGAGGUUAAAUCUGAAGUAGCUCAGCAGAAACAGUUGCCACAGUGGCUGUUGAAAGCUAAACCGGUUGAUCGUUUACCGCAGGCAAAGAUUGAAGAAGUGCAGAAGAAAUGGAAUGAUGCGUGUGCGCGUCUUCAUCCUAGCUUUCAUAACAAGAACGAGAGGAUUGUUCCGAUUCCAGUUCCUAUAACGUUGACAACAACCUCUUCUUAUGGUCCUAAUAUGCUUCUUCGUCAGCCGCUGCAGCCUAAGUUACAGCCCAAUAGAGAGUUGCGUGAGAGGGUACAGUUGAAGCCUAUGAACUCUUUGAUGAUUGAGCAGGCCAAGAAGAAGAGUCCUCCAGGGAGCCCGGUUCAGACAGAUCUUGUUCUUGGACGAGCAGAGGAUUCAGAGAAAGCUGGGGAUGUGCAAGUGAGAGACUUUCUUGGCUGCAUAUCUUCUGAAUCAGUGGAGAACAACAAUAAGAUCAAUGUUUUGCAGAAGGAGAAUCUUGGGAAUUCAUUAGACAUUGAUUUAUUUAAGAAGCUCUUGAAGGGAAUGACCGAGAAAGUUUGGUGGCAGAACGAUGCAGCCGCUGCCGUGGCUGCAACAGUUAGUCAAUGCAAACUGGGGAAUGGGAAACGACGUGGUGUUUUAUCAAAGGGAGAUGUCUGGUUACUGUUUUCUGGACCGGAUAGAGUUGGGAAGAGAAAAAUGGUGUCAGCUCUGUCUUCCCUUGUGUACGGGACAAAUCCAAUUAUGAUUCAGCUUGGCUCGAGACAGGAUGCUGGGGAUGGAAAUCCUAGUUUCCGUGGUAAAACCGCGUUGGAUAAGAUUGCAGAAACUGUUAAGAGGAGUCCGUUUUCUGUUAUCUUACUUGAAGAUAUUGACGAGGCGGACAUGUUGGUGCGUGGAAGCAUAAAACAGGCGAUGGAUAGAGGCAGAAUUCGUGACUCGCACGGGCGUGAGAUCAGUUUGGGAAACGUGAUCUUUGUUAUGACAGCAAGCUGGCAUUUUGCAGAGACCAAAACGUCGUUCCUUGACAAUGAAGCAAAACUCCGGGAUAUGGCGAGUGAAACCUGGCGUUUGAGGUUGUGCAUGCGGGAAAAAUUUGGGAAACGACGAGCGAGUUGGCUGUGUAACGACGAGGAGAGGCUGACGAAACUGAAGAAAGAACAUGGAUCGGGAUUAUCUUUCGAUUUGAACCAAGCAGCAGAUACGGAUGAUGGUUCACAUAAUACAAGCGAUCUAACAACAGAUAAUGAUCAAGAAGAGCAAGGAUUCAGUGGAAAGCUGUCACUGCAAUGCGUUCCAUUUGCGUUCCACGAUUUUGUCAGCCGUGUAGACGAUGCGGUAGCAUUUCGGGCAGUUGAUUUUGGAGCUGUGAGGCGUAGAAUCACAGAAACAUUAUCCGAGAGAUUCGAAACAAUAGUAGGCGAAUCGUUGUCGAUAGAAAUUGAAGAAGAGGCUCUUCAGAGAAUAUUGAGCGGAGUGUGGUUAGGGCAGACAGAGCUAGAGGAAUGGAUAGAAAAGGCGAUUGUUCCGGUGUUGAGCCAGCUUAAGGCUAGAGUGUCGUCUUCUGGUACUUACGGUGACAGAACAGUAGCUCGGCUGGAGCUAGAUGAAGAUUCCAGCGAACGUAACGCCGGUGAUUUACUGCCGACAAGUAUUACAUUGGCAGUAUGAAUGAGUUGAGGAAUUGAGAACAGAGAUGGGGAGUGUUUUCUUGUUGUUGCUGUUGCAUUGGAACUGUGGAAGGACAGGGAUGUAAAUAUGUCUCAACUGGUUUUGGCGGGGGAAAAAAGGGAAAACAGUUAGGGGUAAAAAACAGUAAAAACAAAGGGAAAGAAAGGUGUUUAUAGUUUUUUUUUUUUUUUUUACUCUUUAGUUUUGUUUUUAUGUUUAUGUCAUUAUGUGUAUGGUAAACGGGAGGGGUGAUUUAUGUAGCAAUUAUAGAUAUAUUUAUUUGAUAGAUAAAUAAUGAAGAUUAAUAAAGUUUAAAAGUAUAUUUUAUUC
This is a messenger RNA of Capsella rubella, 3653 nucleotides long. RefSeq names its product protein SUPPRESSOR OF MAX2 1. The coding region runs from base 351 to 3323 and encodes 990 amino acids. Gene Ontology annotation, molecular function: ATP hydrolysis activity; ATP binding. The record is from RefSeq and is a predicted model, not a curated record. The transcript is spliced from 4 exons. NCBI's taxonomy places the organism in Eukaryota, Viridiplantae, Streptophyta, Magnoliopsida, Brassicales, Brassicaceae.